Molecule: messenger RNA, 14528 nt
Organism: Lagopus muta (rock ptarmigan)
Lineage: Eukaryota; Metazoa; Chordata; Aves; Galliformes; Phasianidae
Gene: ADCK1
Product: aarF domain containing kinase 1
Exons: 11
Coding region: 261-1865 (534 amino acids)
Biological process (GO): lipid homeostasis; protein phosphorylation; mitochondrion organization
Cellular component (GO): mitochondrial inner membrane
Molecular function (GO): ATP binding; protein kinase activity
Source: RefSeq, a predicted model, not a curated record
GCCGAGCGGGAGGAGCGGCGGGGCCGUUCUACGCGCCCCUCGGCGGAGCUCCUCCCGCUCGGUCGCCCGCCGGGCCCCCUCAGUGCCAGGCCCGGCAGCUCGGGGUUGGUUGUGGGCCUGUAGGACGCGAGCGGAUGUUCUUUUGGAAACAGCGACCCGUGUCGCUGCAUGCGUGUUUUGGUUACUAGGCUUCUGAGAGAAAAGGCACGAGCCGGUAACCCUGCUAAAGGGGCACAGUGAGAAGCGGGAAACUUUCUGAAAUGAAGGCGAUUAGCGCGGUCCUUCUCCACGGGGGUUCACCAGUCAUGGCAAGAAGGGCCUUGAAACUUGCCUCGCUGGCAGCAGCUGCUUCUGGCAUCUAUCUGUAUGGCAACAAGUUCAUGGAUCCCAAUGAUUUUGGAGUUGUUCGUGUGGGCCGAGCCAUUGCCACAACGGCAGUUAUCACCUAUGACUACCUCACCUCCCUUCGCAAUGUCCCAUAUGGAUCAGAGGAAUAUGACUUCCUCAAAUCACAGGUGCACCUGCGCUCUGCUGAGCGCCUCCGAGAGCUGUGCUGUGCCAACCGAGGCACCUUCAUCAAGGUGGGCCAGCACCUGGGGGCACUUGACUACCUGCUGCCGGAGGAGUACACCCGCACGCUCAAGGUGCUGCACAGCCAGGCCCCACAGAGCACCAGGCAAGAGAUCGAGCAAGUCAUCCGUGAGGAUCUGGGCAAAGAGGUAAAAGAACUCUUUGUGAGUUUUGAGGACACACCUUUGGGAGCAGCAUCACUAGCCCAGGUGCACAAGGCAGUGCUGCAGGACGGGAGAACGGUGGCAGUAAAAAUCCAGCACCCAAAGGUCCAAGCUCAGAGCUCCAAGGAUAUUUUCCUCAUGGAGGUUCUUCUCUUGAUUGUGAAGCACAUCUUUCCAGAUUUUGAGUUCAUGUGGCUGGUGGAAGAAGCAAAAAAGAAUCUGCCUUUGGAAUUGGAUUUCCUCAAUGAGGGCAGAAAUGCUGAAAGAGUUGCUCAGAUGCUCAAGAACUUUGACUUCCUGAAGGUCCCCAGAAUCUAUUGGGAGCUCUCAACAAGGCGUGUUCUUCUCAUGGAAUUCAUGGAAGGGGGACAGGUGAACGACAAGGCAUACAUGGAGAAGAAUGGCAUUGAUGUCAAUGAGAUCUCUCGCAACCUGGGAAAACUCUACAGUGAAAUGAUCUUUGUGAAUGGCUUUGUCCACUGCGACCCACACCCAGGCAACGUGCUGGUGAAGAAGUGUCCAGACUCUGGCAAGGCCUACAUUAUUCUCCUGGACCAUGGGCUCUACCAGGUGCUGAGCGAGUCAUUCCGUAUGGACUACUGCCGCCUUUGGCAGGCCCUUAUCAAGGCUGACAUGAAGAGGGUGCAGAAGUACAGCCGGCGGCUCGGGGCAGGGGAUUUGUACCCUCUCUUUGCCUGCAUGCUCACCGCCAGGUCCUGGGAGUCUGUCAACAGGGGAAUUGACCAGUCACCAGUCUCAGCCAGUGAGGAUGUGGAGAUCCGGUCCAAUGCUGCUGCUUACCUACCCCAGAUCACCCAGCUCCUCAACAGUGUCCCCCGCCAGAUGCUGCUGCUGCUGAAGACCAAUGACUUAUUAAGGGGAAUUGAGUCAGCUCUGCAUACACGGGCCAGUGCCAGUUCCUUCCUCAACAUGUCUCGCUGCUGCAUCAGAGCCGUGUCUACGUAUCAGAGGAGCAAAAGUCACUCAAUUUUCAGGAGGAUCCACAUCUCACUCACAGAAGCACUGAGUCUAUGGCAGAUCAACUUGUAUGAACUCUUUCUGUGGCUGAAAGGGUCUGGUCUGGGAAACUGGGUCAUUGCUUUCCUGAGCCGGAUGCACCAUUCCACAUAACUGACAUGAACUGAUGGGAGAGGCUCAAGUGUUCCCGCCCUCACUUCUACUCUCCAUGGCACAUUUGCAUUUAUGAUUUUUUCUGUCUGUUCUGUGGGCUAUUCUUGGGUCUUGCUCCUUGUUACAUGCUGCACUGUCCUUGCUUGUUACAACACAGCUUUCUCUGUGGCAGCAAGAUUGUGGAGUAGGUAUGAGGGUUCUGCUGCUUUAUAGUUUAGGAAAGGAAGGUGUGGUAUACUGUGUGUCAGGAAAGGCAUAUUACUUUCUGUCCCCAUUUGAACUGGGGAAAUUCUACACACAUUCCAGUGGUACUGCACUGGAAGCAAAAGACUUUUCUAGUCUCUUUCUUAAACAAUCUUACAAAAUUUAAAAAAAUCACUGCCCUGCCUAGAAUACCCCCAAACCCCAUCCCUUUAAAUUCCAAUAUGAUGUAUUUUAGCUAUUGCAGAGUCUCCCUAGUCUAACAUCUGCUCAAAUGUGCAGAGAGUUUCUCAGAGAGAAGUGAGACCUUGUGGAGAGCUGGCAUUAUGGCUUCUACUUCCAGCACUAGGGCACCCUAAUGGUGAGAACAGUGGACUGGAACCCUGGCUUCCUGAGGUUCAUCUCUUCUGUUGUCAGCAAGUGCCUAUGUGGUUUUGGACUUUUUCAGUCCUGUUUCCUUGCAGUUGUAAUGAAGGAGACAGUGGUCCUAUGGUUUGUGGUUUUUAUUUUUCUUUUUUCAAAAAUCAGGGAUAGCAAGAGGAAGGACAACUCAGGGCUCUGAAGCUGCUGGUAAUGUAUGUGUACUGUACAGAUGCUGCCACACAGCCAAAAUAAAUGUGUUGCAUCAAAGACAUUUGUAGGAAGGAUGCCAAGCGCUGUACUCAGGGUGAUAUUGUGACCUCUAACCUCAAACCUGUCUCCAGGGGGAGUGAGUGAUGCAAGGCAGUGCUUGUUAACUGCGAGGUGAAUGAAAUACCAUCUUGGUCCUUCCUCUGCUCAACCAGUUUGUUCCACAUCCAGAUCCUCUGCUGUUGCAUCAAGUGUGUUGGGAUGGAGUGGAGGAGUGGUUACCAUCCCCCUGGUAGGACACACCACUCCUGGCCAGCCAGAUCCAUGCCAUGCCUGCCUCCUCCCUGUCUGCAGAAGUUUGCUGCAGCACAUCUGUGAGAUGUCACCAUCCCCAUGCUGUGCAUUGAGCAUUUUGCCUUGUCACUGCCUGUGACAUUUCACUGCUCUUGCCUCAGAUGAAAACCUGCCACUUGCUCGGUGGUGCAAGUGACAGAUCUGAUGACUCUCACGGCAACUGUGGGAUGGUUACCAAGAAGUCUUGCCCAGUGGUAUCUCUUUUGCUGAUCGUAGGAGGUGACCCCGCUGUUUGUGAGGAUUCCUCUAGCCAGCAAGAUAAAGGUGGCUGCUGAAGUCAUUUCAGCUAUUUCAUCAGCUGUCUUGGUGAAAAAGGGGUUCCAUGCUGAGUAGCAAAGAUUGAAUGGGAAUGUUCCUCCGCUGCCACCAAGCUUGUUCAGGUUUGGCUGAGGUUCCCUGAAUCAUUAAGGCUGUGCCUGAGAGUAAGGCACAAAAAAGGCAUGUAGUCCUCCCAUCUUCAUACAGCUUCCCAGUUUGCACAGUUGUGAAACAUCACCUUGCAAUAUGUCCAUUUGCAUGUGAAGGGAAUCAUGGGGCAGAAGCGUGGGUAAGUACCUGUGUGAGUCCUCAGUGAACUGACUCUCUUACUGGCUGUGCAGAAGAGGGAAUGGAUUUAUUCACAAAAGGUACCUGACUGCAUGUGCACUUGGACAUAUUGAAUUAGUGACUGUGGAAAUGUGGCUUGCGACAGUGACCGCGUGUUUUUGGUCUCCUAUGCAGUCAAUUGCUUGAGCCUUCCCUAUGAUGGGGACAAGCAGGAGUGAUGUGCUUUCCCAUCUUUGCUAAGCACGAAAACAGAAAGCAAACUAAGACCAAAUGUCCUCACAAAGCUUGUCCCCCCACCUAUGCAGUGACAGGUCAGAGAUUCUCCCUGCUUCUGGGUUGUGUAAUAGCAUCAGGGAAUAGAGUGGAGGUGACUGCAAUGACGAGACUCCUGAGUCGACAUGAAGUCACAGGAAUCCCAAGGUAGUGAUCCUGCAGUCUGGAUGUGAGUAAACUGUCAUGUGAGCAGUCUUGCUGAAUCAGUACCUUUCUUGGGCAGUUAAAGCUGGUAGCCUGGCCACUGGGGGAUAUGCCUGUCUCAUUCUCUUCACAAGCAGAGCUAUGCUCAAAAAACUGGUCAAAUGCACUCAGUUACCUACUGUGCAGCCCCUUCUUUUAGCUGCCUCUGCAAAAACUGUUGCUUAGCCCUGUCUAGAUAUAAUGACCAGAGCACUGUUUGGAUCUCUCAAAGAUCUGUGAAAGCUCAUUCCUUAAUGGGAUCCUAGUCAUAUGACUCAUUUCCUGAGGAUCCUGCAGCUGAUAUCUGCACUGAUUGCUGAACCACAGCCUACUCCCAGCCAAGCCUGUUCUUUAAUCCCACCAAGACCCAGCUACACAACUGCUAACAAUGCUGCUUGAGGAAGGUGCGAGCUCUAAAAGUGGAAGGGUGUCAUCAGUCCCUCAGACUCAUUUUUGGCAGCAUGCAGCAGUCAGACAACAGGCUAUGUUUGAAAGAGCUUUGUCUAUUGACAUUAGUUUCUGCCGGGAGGCUGUUUGCGGCAGAAUUAGCAGUGGGACUCCUCAGUCAGUUUUGCUCAGCUCUCUCCCUUCCCACAGUCAAUCAAUGAGAGUUUGCCUGAGGAAAGAACAAGCAAACACCCAGCAUUUGACCCUUUAACAUUUUUGCUUUGUCUUUUUGCUGAAUGCUCUCAAAGGUGAAUCUGUUAAAAGGGUUUUGAAAAGACGCCUCCUCAUCCCAACUGUGCUUGUCGAACAUGGAUAACCUGCAUCAGUUCUGUGCACUUGGCUUCUCCCUCCAACCUGCAUUUAUUGGUGUUCUCACCGCCUGCAAAUUCAGUCUUUGCUGUUCUGCUUGCAAGUUGACACUCUGCCUGGGUUUAGCUGUGAAUGAACUGCUCUCUGCUUGGUGCAGGUAUUGAGCAUUUGCUUUAAAGCAGACUCCUGAACGCACAGACUUUCUCAGGACAGACAACUGGGGUGGUUAAGCUGAAGCCAGAGAUGCAAAACUAAUGUGCCACUUUCUGCUCCCAUGGUAUGAAAUACUGCAUUAUAGCUUGCUAAUGUCUCCCUUCCUAAUAGCUCUCGGUGCUCUCAGAGGUGCUGAGAAGGCAAAAAAGCCUUCCAACUGAUAUUUAAAUGUGCAUCACUGGGUUGGCUUAAGGUGGAAAAUGGGGGUAGUCAGUGAGAAUGAUGUUGCCUUGCAAAGCUGUGCAGGAGUUUAGGGUCGCAGGUGAACAGGUUUCUUUCAUAACCAAAUCAAAAAGUGAGAGAGCAUUAGUCCAAGCUAAACACCAGAGCUUUACCUAACAUGUCCAGUGAAUUUUAAUGACAAUGGGUUGGCUGCAUACAGAUGUACAGAUUUAGGCUGUGCUGUGCCAUCUGCCAUCUUGGAGGACUUGUGAACCUGGUGCAGUCACAGUGUAGAGGCUUUCCAAACAAGCCACCGUCUGCAUCUCAUAGCAAGUGAACUGCAACCAGCACUCAGCCUGGCCACCACUGAAGUUGAUUCCAAAUGGGGUUGUUAGGGCUACGUAACUCUUGGUAUGGUUCUUGCCUCUAGCCACUGCUUCUGUCCAUUUCCCCUCUACAACUGUCUCUGGAGGCAACAGCCACUCCACACUCACUGCCUCUUACUAUGCUACAUGUGGUCAACCUGCAAAGCCCAAAGGCUUUCUGCUUCUGGUUUGCUGAUCUUCAUGCGCUCCUGGCUGGGCAGGCAAUGGCCAUUCUGCCCCACUGCCUGCGAGAGGGACCAGCUCUGGCAGCUUCAUCGUGAGCCAUUAAUAGCUGUGCUGGCAGUCCUGCCAGGCUGCAGGCAGCUCUUUGGAGAGCAGCACGAGGUUCCGUGUGAUGCUGUGUGCUCCCAGCAGUUAAUGUUUCUAGCUCACAUUGGGAGCUUGAGGUUUGGAAGGGAGGAGACUUGAAGGAAGGAAAAAGGAAAAGGAAAAAUAAAGAUGUGCCAUCUUUCCCAUUUAGUUAGUAAAUACCCAAAACUGUUGUGUCUGUAAGCUGAUGCAUAAUCUUUAAAAGCUUCUGGUCUGCUCUACCUGCUUUUUGUUUUGCAGGUUGCCCAGACACAAGCAAAGUGAAGAGUUCCCCUCCCGCAACCCCGCAUGCCACUGCAGUGUGGUGUAAUGCUGAGGCACAGCCAUUUGCAGGCAUCUUUGAGCUUUUUUUUGGCUCUGUCUCUGUGGAGCUUUCAUGUGGCUGUUAUCCUCCCUCCUCCAUAUGAGACUGGGGGCUCUCCCGAGCUUUUUGUUCCAGCUGGUCAGCUAGCAGCUGUCACUUGCUGGGGAUGCAGGCUGGUGCAUUUGAAGCCCUCAGCUUGGGGCCUGUCUUGGCUCCCUGUGGUACAGAGCUGGGAGGCUUGGCAUGGUUCUGCAGUCCCUCUUGGCCACCUGGCUCUAGCUCCACCAACAUGCCUGCAGGCUGGGGACAUCCUUGUUAUUCCAGGCAUUUGCUCAGGACUGUGAAAGAGCUGGAGAGUGAGAGAGUGGCAUCAGUAAUUCAUGAAUUACCCUCCUGAGAAACAUUAUCCUUCCCAAACAUCAUGCAGGUGACAAUGAAAUUCCCUGACUUCUUACUUCAUGAAGAGUCACUAGAGCCUUUCUCCUGAAAAGAGAGACCAGCAAAGUCGUAGCCCUUCUGAAAAGGAGCAGGAGGGGGUUGUGGUGGACCCACAUAAGCAUGAGCUUGCAGUGUUUUCUUGUUUAUACUGGUGGAAGUCACAUCCUUGGUUAUAUCAGGAGCAUGGCUGGAUUGUUGUACUCUUCUGUUUGGUGCUGGUGAGUCCACACCUGAACCAUUGUUCCCCUUUUGAGUCUCUCAUGUCAAGAGGAUGUUGAUAAACUGGGCAGGGUCUGUUGGAGGGCUAUCAGCAUGGCCAGGACUUGCUUCCUACAGCCUGAGAAGGAGAUGGGCUUAUUAAGUCUGGCAAAAGUGAAGCAAAGGGAUGUCCUGAUAAUGGGUAACAACUGAGAAGAAGUUAGAGAGACAACAGAGCCAAAAUCAUCUUGGCAGUGCCAGAUAAUUUAAUGUGGGCCAAUGGCCACAAGUUAUGCCUUGGACAAUUGAACUGGAACCAAAGAGAAAGUUCCCCACCCUGGGCUUGUCUUUCCUCUGAAAUAAUGCCCAGGCCGGUGCUUGCCAGCCAUUCUGUUUGGUUUUGUUGCAGACUGGCUGUGAGUCUGGGUGCCCUGGCUUGAAGCCAGGCUGGGUUACUUACCUUGCAGCUUGAAUUGCCCAGCAUUUCUCAGUUCCUUCUUAGAUGAAACCCGCAUGUUUUGGUGAAUUCAUGUGAAGGUUCUGUGUGCUCCUCUCCAGGAUCCUGCUGGGAGCCCACUUACCCCAAGGCUGCCUGAAGCUUUAAAAUAGGAGUAAAUUCUGCUUGCAUCCAGAUGAAGUCUUCCUGAGUGGGCUGAAGGGAUGUUAAGUGACCUUUGUGUGGUGGGAAUCGGGGCCCAUGCUGGAAACACCCAUUGUUUCUUCAUUUGAGGGUGUUUGAGCCCCUUGCAGGAGCUGCAUACAACUGAGACCUUCCCUGCAUUUCCUUGGGAGGCUGCAGCCAGUUCUUGGAAGUGUAGUGAUCCAAGUCUCUGUCAUCUCCAGGAAUCAUUUCAGUGUGUUCAGCUAAGCUUGAAGGAUCUCUGAAAGUUGCAGCUCAAGCAAAAGGUGAUUCUGCACUUCUCUAUGUGGCUUCCACUAAACCUGUGACAUGUUCAGGAGCACCAGCCUCCUUCAGGAGCUUCAGUGAAGCUCAAAAUUAUGUUCUCAAAAGGGAGCUGCCUUUCUGAGUUGCCUUGUGUGACACAGAGAGCUUCCCUCUGCUUGGAGUUCUCCGUGACAAUUCAGAUCAGUGGCAGUGUCAGAUCACUGGCUGCAGUCUUUGCAUAGCUUCCCUCUUGACCCAACUUGCUGCAUUCCAGGUAUUCUCACUUUCAGUGUUCUGUUAAAAACUGUUCAUUGAACCAUUCAGCCUGCACAAUAUAGAGUAGGAAGGAGGAGGUUUUUUGUGUGUGUGUGUGUGUGUGUGCGUGCGCGCGCAUGCAUGCAAAAUGCAGGUUAGCUGCUAGUUUGCAGCCCUGCAGCUGUAGGUUUAGUGUGGAUGUAAGUGACCAAGCAAAUGUCUAUCCAGUGUGGUUGUCCCUGCAGGCUGUCUUCUGUGGUGUCUGUGGACUGCAGGUUCCUCUGGCCUCUCAGCUGACUGCCUCAUAAUGCCUCUGACUUUAAUAAACCAAUGACAGAAGAGGUUGCUAAAUGGUAGCUAAUAAAUAAAGUGACAUGCACUAAGUCUGGUAAUAUAAUAUUUCUCCUAAAGAAAAUAUGAAAAAUAGUAAUCACAGCCAUUGUUAUUACUAUCUUGUCCUUUGUCAGGCUUAAACUAUCCAUCAUGCUGAUAAGGCUGAAAGGAAUGCCCAGCAAUGUAAGAUGCAUACAUCACAGAAGAUGCACUGGAGAUGAGCAGUAGAAAGCUGCUCUGCAACAGAAUGUAUGGAAGGCUGAGCAGCAUGGUGGCAUGGGCUGGGGGUUUGCUUUGGUGUGUCAGCACACCUGGAACACACAGGUGUGAGCCGGGGCCGCGGGAGGAUUGUUUUAUGUGGUGAAGGGCCACAAGAAGCCACUGAUGGCUGUGCCUUGCAGUUUCCUGCUGUGGAGGCAGGCUGUGGGGCCAGGCAGGGUGCUGCAGUGGGUCCCUGCGGCCUACACAGAGGCCUUCCGGGAGGCAGGUGAAGCACUGGGCAGCCAUGCCUGAGGGCUCUGCCUGUCCUUGCAGCUGCAGAUCCUGCAGGCCAACACCUCUGGGACACCUGUCCCAUCCCCCAGGCAGUGACUGGGGCAAUUACCCAUCCACGGUGGUUAAUUAGUACUACUGGCCUCCCCACACGCACCGCUGGAGGUUCGCCCAAAAUGAGCUGUCAUGGGUGCCAUGAAGAGGUGAGUGCAGCCGCCAUUGUGAAUGCGCUUCUUGUUUGUCUUUUCAGUGCCGAAAUCCUGUCAGUGAGGAGAAGCGAUAAUAACAUGCUAUUAAGUUCUUUUUGGAUAAUGUAAUUCAGGAGUCAGGAGGCAGUUUGGUCAUUUAUGCCUUUGAAAAGCUCGGAAUAAUUUCCAGUGUCAUUAUCUUCCCUUUUAAAGAGCCCGUCUCAGACAUCAAUACACAGAGCCCCUCAGUGCCUCAUAUUGCUUCUGUAGUUUUCUCCCACCUUUUGUUCUUUUCUCUGAGUUUUCAAGGAUUUUGUUUUUGUUUCCAGUCAGCCACGUACCCUGAAACACGCACCACGCCCGACCUUUCUGGUUUCUGUAGCUCUUUUUCACUUUAUCUGCUUGAGAGCUGUUUUAUUUCACUGCUCCAGGCAAGGGAUGGGGAGUGGCUGCUACACAGUCCCACAUCACCACCCAGACCUCUGGGCAGUGGUGAGGGGUGGGCAUAGCAUCUUCAGCCUCACUGCCACAGCACGCGGGCAUGGCCUUGGCAGGUGAGUUGCGUGUAGGGCGUGAUGCAUCAUUACUUGCUUUGCUCAUGCUUUUGUCCACUGUGUGCUUCUGUGUAAGCGGUUAAUAGGCAUUUUUGCCCUGAAAUAGCCCCCAGGAUAAUGGAGUACAGCAGCUCCUCUGCAGAUGCAGCUUACACUGUGGGCAUGAAAACAGGCAGAUGUCUCCUAGUGAAUGCAGCAAAAAUUACUACCCAGAACUGGGGCAGGAAAAAAACCUGGCUCUUCUGCAUACGGAGGGCACAACUGAAGGGGAGAGUUUUAUUCAUUAAAUUAAUUGGCAGCAGUCUCUGAAAUAUCAGCCUUGGCCUUAAGAUUGCUUCUAGUCUUGGAAAGUAUCCUAGCUCUUCUGGUUUUAGAAGAUGGUAUACGACUCCUAUUUUCAGUGUGCUGGCACUGCUGAGGUUUCAGUGCAAAUGGGAGGGCUAAUGCCCUUCCAUGGGCUGCCUUUUCCUUUCCAAAGGGAAAUGUGUUCUCCCAAGCUGAGUAUGAAAGAUCUGCAGGGAUCUGAACUCAGUCAUAGACUUACAGAAUAUCCCAAGUUGGAAGGAACCUGUAUCGUUGAGUCCUCCAUCUUCUGAAGGAACUGGCUGGCACUCACAUACCAGCACAGCCUUUGCUGGAGUCAGGGUGUGACCUGGCAUGAGCUUAUUUGCAGAGAUGGUGUGGGAAGUCUUGCACAGGAAGCAGGAACACUAGCGACAACACAUGGCCUCAUUAGGGGGUUGGCUGAGCAUUGCUAGCAUGGAGUAUAAAGUUUCCUUGGGUGUGAAGAGGAAUGAGGAUGCUCUUUCCUUUAUGAGGGAUGAAUAGAUCUCUUAAAUAUUUGUGAUGGUCUUAGACUUUAAUUCACGGUUCAGUGCUAGUAUUACCAAGAAGGAAACCACGCAAGCAAAUGGUGUAUCAAAUACAUCUGAUCAUAGACAGCCAUGCAUUUCAUUUUGCCCAAAGAAUGUGGAGCAGAGACCUGCUGUUGGCCCAGCUGUGACAGGCUGUGCCAGCCUCCAUUGCCUUGUCCAAGUGACCCUGUCAGUAUGGAAGUAGAUGAAAUAGUUGCUGUAGCCUGGCACAUUCACCUGUCUUCUUCCAGCAGCGUGUUUGUGUGGACAAUGGUCAGAGAAGGACAGAGUGCUCAGAUCUAUGAAGAAAGGCUGAGUGAACUGGGUCUGUUCAGCCUUGAGAAAAGAAGGCUGAGAGGGGACCUGAUCCAGGACUAUAAAUAUCUAAGGUGUGGGGGGCAGAAUGGCGAGGCCGGACUCUUUUCAGUGGUGAGUGGAGACAGGACAAGGGGAAACGGCUGGAAACUGCAGCAUAGGAAGUUCCGCACAAAUGUGCGCAAGAACUUCUUUACAGUGAGGGUGAUGGAGCACUGGAACAGGCUGCCCAGGGAGGUGGUGGAGUCUCCUUCUCUGGAGAUGUUCAAGACCUGCCUGGAUGCCUACCUGUGCAACCUAUUGUAGGGAACCUGCUUUGGCAGGGGGGUUGGACUCGAUGAUCUCUGGAGGUCCCUUCCAACCCCUACAGUUCUGUGAUUCUGUGAUCUAAGAGAGAAUAUCACAGCCUGGAGAGCAAAGGGAAGCAAAGAAGAAAAUAAAAGCACAGGGAAAAAGUCAAGGGCUCUUGUUUGCUAGGAUAGUCAGAACAGGGCUGGUGUAUUAAAGCAGGAUGGACUCAGCCACCACCACUACCCUCCUUUAGUCAUUGAUUUCUUAUGUGUUCAGUGGAAAAGAGCUGCUUGGGAUAUCUUUGCAGCGGGACGUACGUUUCUGUGCAGCCUUUGCACAAAAAACCAUGCCACAUGGUUACGCCACUGAGAGCGUAGAAUGCUGUUUAAUAUCUCUCCCCAUUGCCUGUAUUGGAUUGGCAAUAAGAUGUGUUUAAACAACUAUUCUAUAUCUUACAGGUUCAAACAGCAAAUUCUGCUGGACACUAUACAUAGAGUCAGAAGAAUUUAACUUACAAAGAUAGCUCUGUAUUACUACUGCAUUCAUAUAAAGAUAUUUUUGAACUCCACACUACAUUACUCUAGGGAAGCCAUUCUGGGCUUCUCACCAAACUGCAUGUUGGACAGGGAAUGUUGUCCCUUUUGUAUGUAUCUUCAAGUGGGUCAAUGAGUAUAUUGGCCACUGUUACCAAAUCUGAAUGGAUUAUCUCUAGGCUCCUACCAGUGUGUUCAGUAUCUGUCUUUCCACAGAAAUUCCUUGAAAUGUAUGGAUUAAAAGCAUUACAAGUGCUGAGUAUUAUAGGUGUCUCAGUUGAAAACAUACAGCCAGUGUCGAGAGAGAGAGUAUGUUUAUAUUGUUAAGGCAUGUGCCAGUGAAUGAUCCCACUGCAUAUAGGCUUUCAAUUUAUGUUUCUUGUUUGGCUGUGGUAGCAUGUUAAGUGGCACAGAGGUUUUGGAAGGUUUGGGGCAGAGCAAUAAGCCCUAAGAGAAAGAGUCUUGUAAAGCACCUCUGUUCUACUUUGGUCUUUUAUUAAUAUAUUUCAGGGGAAAUCCAUUCCUGUUAUAGGCUGAGGUCUUCAGCAGAGCAAUAAGCCCUCUUCACCAUGAGCUCUAGGGCUGCAUAAAAAGAAAAAAUGUUUAGAAUAUUCCCAGGUGCAAAUUUUCUGGUUCUUUGCUGAAAGGACAUGCUGCAUGCCCUGAGCAUCUGCCAUUAUAUAGCCAAAGUGAUGUCUGAGUGGUGUAAAGUCAUUAAAACAUUAACACUACUUAUAAUUAAUAGCUACCAUUUCUAAAAUGAAACUGGACUCUUACUGGCCGUAUAAGACCAGUGCUCCAUCUAGUCCAGACUGCAGGCUCCAAAAGUAGUUCAUUCUAGUUGGUCCCAAGAAAAGUGAAAAGCCUUGUGAAUGGACAAAACUUAGUUGCCAGCUGGAGAAGUUUCCUUCUACUCCAUACUUCUGUUUGUAGCAAAUCCGAACUUUUAACAGGAAAGAUUGUGUUUCUUUUGUUAAUACACAUCAAUAUAUAUGUCCUUACGUAUAACGCUGCUGUGACUGUUUUCAGUGAUUACUGAGUACUUUGAAAUCUUUGUAAUUGGUACAGAGCAGUGACUAACCAAUUGACUGUGUCUACCUGGGCCUAGGCACCUCUUAUGACACAGAAGAGGCAAACACUGACUCAGAGUGGUCACCAGAAUGUCCUGUUCAGGCCCUCCUAGUCUUAUGAGUCACUUGGCUCACUCAUAUUGGCAGAUUAUCUUGGAUGCUUGAGUUAUGUGGGCUGGGGUUGAAUCACCGAGACCCCAUGAGACAUCUCCAUUCCAAAGAUAGGAUCAGUCACUCCAGUAAAGUGCAGAUAAACUCAAAAGAUGGCCUUUAAAACCAUGGUAAGUUAUUCUCCACCUUUAAUAUUUAAUCAGAACAAUGAGUGUUUUGUUUCCUUCCACCUAAAUUGAUGCAGCCUGUGACUGUUGCAGCACUGAACUGUAGUAUGAGUUUGUGUUACAAAGUAAGUUGGGACUUGGAGAGCCUUUCCUGUCACCUCCCAUGCCUUCCUCUGGGUUAUUUCUGGCUGCAGAAAGGCCUGUUGGAAAGCUGGAGAAAAGGCAUUGCUCGUUGUUGUGAGGAAAGAAAUAGCUUAAUAAGAGGAGCUGGUGGCUGUCAUCGCAUUUGGAGAAGGUGUCAAAAAGGCGAACAGCAAGGGAAUUCUUAACUGAAGAAUUUGGAGGACAUAGAGCAGAGGGCCUUGAGGUGGAGGCAAAUGGACAGAGAUGAUGGUGGAGGAUUCCUCCAUGGUAUAAAGUUUCAGUUUAGUUGUGAGGUGGAGAGGGGCUGGCUCAUUUCAUUGAUCACUGCUACCUGUGUGGACCUGCAGUGCUGAAGGAAUGUGAAGGCGGCCAGAAGGCAGGGUUUCAUGGGGAUGUCUGCAUCCCAGGCUGAAAGAAGACAAAAACAGGUAACUUUUGAUGUGAUUCAGAGAGUGGCUUUGUAGAUAUGCCACAAACCUGCCCUACAGGGGAUCCUCCUUAGGAUGAUGGGACAUUCCCUGUCUCCCCACUCUCUGCUCUCCUCUGAAGUUGCCUAUGGGGAGGACAACUUGGGGGAUGCAUGGCAGUGCCUUGCAAGACGCAUGCCCAUGCUUACCACACAAGCCAGUACUGACUACAUAUUUUUGUAGUAUAUACAUAAUGUGCAGUUUUCUUCUGCUUGCAAGAUUGCUCAGUGGAGUUUUGUUUGUUUGUUUUUCAAUAGGUAAAAUAUCACAAAAGAGCAGCAUUCUGGUUGUAAGCACCUGCUAAGAGAUCUCAAAACCCUGAUCCCAGCAAUCUCUGGGAUGCAGCGUGAUUCAGUGAUGUCUUUGGUGACAUUGCUAGUGACUAAAAGCUCUUUCCCAAGCAGCAGAAAGCUUAACCCUUGAUUUACAGCAAGGGCCAGUGUGUUAAUACCUGCAGUGUUUCAAUUUCGCUGCUUUCAAAGUGUAAUGCGUAUUAGUGAGGACUGAGUGUACUUCUUCCUGCUAGACUGAGGGGAAAAGAUUCAGAAGGGAUGCUAGAAGCUGCCCUCCCAUUGCAAGUGGGACAAAACACAGGGCCAGCCAACUUGCAGUCAUAAUAAUCUGGAGCUCAUUAAGCAUUCUAAUCAGGCAGAAAUAUAUUUUUCCAUCAGCUCAUUACAAACCAUAACGAGGUUGAAGCUCUGGGUUAUUGCUGCUGCUUCUUUCUCUGGAGAUGAGUGUCUGCUGAAGGCUUCAGUAUCUCCUUUACUAAGAUAUCUGCGUGAUGUGGGAAAGAAGAGAAAAGGGGCAGAGCCAGGAGCUGUGGGGCUGUGCCAAGGAGAAGGGUGGUUUUGCCUGGUGACCUGGAGGAAGGCAAGUGUUUCUUUGCUUCUCUGUCUGGCAAAACAUCAAGAGAAGUGUGGCUAGGGAAAGUCCUGCUCCCUGAGAUGGUGUUUGCUUUUGAACAUGAUAGCAUAUCUCUUAUUGGAAUUGCAAGUCUGAUGAAAAAUAUGUAAAGAGAGCUUCAUUCUGUCUUGGGCAUGGGCUGUUGUUUGGGGUGACGUGUGAUGGCAGUUGAGGACAGCCAGGAGAAAGUGAGAAGAGAGUAAA